AUGAAUGACUUCGAUUGUCUGGAGGAUGGUUUCUGUCCUCUUGCUGCCAAAGUCCUGGCUGCCGACUACCCGUUGCUCCGGUGCCAUUUUCCAGAAUUGCAAGGCAGAUCAAACAGCGAAGUGGACAAAUGGCUCGUGCAGGAGGCAGCUUGGCUCUCCGAAGGCCAGGCUCAACGUCUGGCAGAGGGUGGAGACCACCACCACCUCAUCACUUCCGGAGGGUCACUUCUGGCUGGCUCGCGCAGCGGCAUUCGAGCGAAAAGUGGUGGUCGCGCAGCUACCUUCAUUGUCAGCGAUCAGUAUCGCAUCGACGAGUUGGGCAACUUUCGGGCGAACAUGUUGGAUGUGAAAGGUGUUGGUACUCAUGUCAAGGCGGACAUCUCCUCUGAGAAGGUGACGGGUUUGCUUGGCCUCGCAGAUGCCUUGAGGGAAAUGGCGUUUCAGCGCCUGGUGCAGCGUCUUCUUGACCUGGAAGGUCUCAGUGACGUCAUGGGAACGGUCCCAUACUAUGCAAUUCUUGACACUGGCUUGGUUUACUCUGGCAUCAAUCCUGCAACUGGAUGGACCGGAGAAAGCUGCGUUCUUCUUGUGAGACAAAGGCAGUCGCGACUUUUUGAUGCCUACGAUGGCAUGAACUUCUCAGGUGUCUGCCCUGAUGCAGUGCACUCAGUGGGCUUUGGACGUGAGAUGCGCCGCAUCCUCCACAGCUGGGGUGUCUCUGCUGAAUUCGAGCCGCGAGCAGUCUUCCAUGGCCAGGACGCAUCUGCAGAUGAGGUGCUCCUGUGCGAUCAGAGCGGAACGUGGAAUCUGCAGGCCGAUGCUGCGUGCACGCACUUCAUGGACUUCUCGGACUUCUACGUCUUGCCGAUGUCGCCUUUGCCAGAGCCGUGGCGCAUGUCGGAGGAAGCUCUGAAGCGUGCCUUCUCUCUCGAGCGCAGUGGCACAUCAGACAGAGCCCUUGCUUGUCCUCAGCUCUCGGAGCGCUUGUGGGGUCAUCGUGACAGAGAUUCUGCUGCCGCCGCAUGCUUGGAGUUGCGGCAGACCCUUUCCAAACAGAAGGAGCUUCGAGACGCAGCUGCAGCUGUGGACGACAACGGCUUGAUCCUUCCAAUGAAGCCAAAGUACUGCAUGUGCUGGUUCAUGGAGUUGGAUGACAGUCUCAUGAGUCGCUGGUGUCUUGAUACGGCACGCGAUCAUGCCUCUGGAUCGUUCCAUGGCGGGAUCCUGGAGACCUUGGAGGCCCGGUUCCUUGCCAAGCUUCACCGACGGCGCUUUGAGGCCACAUGCGCAGCUCACCCGUUAGAGACGCGGGUGCAUGUUGUGGACGUUCUGACAAGUGAUGGCCUUGCACUCGGCGUCGGUGUUUACAGCGGUGCCGUCGAGGUACUUGCGCUGUCUGCUUGCAGCAAGGCAGCUGGCCGGCCCGUGAAGAAAGUGUUGCCUGCUUUGAGAGCCUUGUACCCUGGGCACAUAUACGUCCACGGUGGCUACGAUGGUCAACGGCGGCUUCUCUCGAUUGAGCGACUGGCGCCCUUUGGCGAUUGCUGGGAGCCGUUGCCUCCAAUGUCGGAUCGGCGCGCAGUUGUGGCAGCAGAUGUUGUUGGCGGGAAGCUCUACGUCUGCGGUGGUUGGGAUGGUGAGCAUCGCCUGAGCCAAGUUGAGCGCUACAACAUUGCUGCUGGUUGUUGGGAGCAGCUGCCGCCAAUGCUGGAGAGGCGGAGCCACCCUGCAGUGGCCACUCUCUGCGGCAAGCUCUACGUAUCUGGCGGCUUCGACGGCGCAGAAAGCUUGAGCUCUGUGGAGUGCUUUGACCCUUCUACGGGCUGCUGGUGUUGCCUUCCGCAGAUGCAGGUGCGCCGCCGACGGGCAAUUGCCGUUGUCAUGGCAGCCAAGCUUUACAUUUGUGGUGGCUUUGAUGGUGCGGGUCAGCUGAACUUUGCAGAAAGCUACGAUCCGCAGGAGAAAAGGUGGGACAUGCUGCCACCAAUGCUGGCGAGACGUGUGGUCAGUGCUGCUGAAGUCAUAUGCGGCAAGCUGUACGUGUUCGGUAGCGAGGAUGAUGCACGGGUCGUAAGCUCAGUGGAGUGCUACGAUCCAAGGUCUGCAGUCUGGGAGGCGCUGCCGCGGAUGUUGUCGCGCCGCGUUGGUGCUGCCGCUGCCUCUGUGGCCGGCUGCUUCUACGUGUGUGGCGGCUGGGAUGGACGUCAGCGCCUCGACUCCGCCGAGCGGUACAACCCGGCUGCUGCUGCUUGGGAAGCUCUGCCGGCAAUGAGCGAAAGGAGGGAUCGAGCCGCCAUCGCAACCAUCGCCGGCCGACUCUAUGUAUGCGGAGGCUUUGACGGCGAUGCUGACUUGAGGACUGCUGAGUGCUUUGACCCCGGCUCCGGUUGCUGGUUGGCUUUGCCACCAAUGCAGGAGAGGCGCUCCAGCGCUGUCGCCGUGGCAGCGCUGACAUAG
Messenger RNA from Symbiodinium pilosum, 2457 nucleotides. Lineage: Eukaryota; Dinophyceae; Suessiales; Symbiodiniaceae. The record is from the annotation of a GenBank genome assembly.